AUGGACCGGAGGUCCCGGAGAGCUGGGGGGUCGCCGGCGCUGCUGCUGCUGCUGCUGCUGCUGUGGCCGGGGCCGGGGCCCGGGGCUCUUCAAGGAGAUACCCCGGGAGAGCCAGCCACCCCCUACUGGGUCCUGGAUGGAAGGCCCUGUCGCGAGGUCACCCUGGAGGAGUCGGUCUCAAAGCCAGAUGUGGGGCUGGUGGCCUUGGAGGCUGAAGGCCAGGAGCUCCUGCUUGAGCUGGAGAAGAAACAUAGGCUGCUGGCCCCUGGAUACAAAGAAACCCACUAUACCCCAGAUGGGCAGCCAGUGGUGCUGGUCCCCAAACACACGGAUCAUUGCCACUACCAUGGGCACGUGAGGGGCUACCCUGACUCCUGGGUAGUCCUCAGCACCUGCUCCGGAAUGAGCGGCCUGAUCGUGCUCAGCAGCAAUGCCAGCUAUUAUCUUCAAUCCUUCCCACCUGCGGUCUCCAAGGACCCCUGGACACACAAGAUCUUCCGGACAGAGAAUCUGCUCAGCUGGAAAGGGGCCUGUGGCCACAGGGACCCCAGUGACAAAAAGGACACUGCUGGCCUUCCUCGUGUCUCUCAGAGCAGGGAGAUGCGAGAGGCCCACAGGAACCCGAGGUACCUGGAGCUGUACAUAGUGGCUGACCAUACCUUGUUCUUGACCCAGCACCGGAACUUGAACCACACCAAACAGCGUCUUCUAGAGGUCGCCAACUAUGUGGACCAGUUCCUCAGGACUCUGGACAUUCAGGUGACGCUUACCGGCCUGGAGGUGUGGACGAAGCACGACCUGAGCCGCGUCACGAUGGACGCGAACGCCACGCUCUGGGCCUUCCUGCAGUGGCGUCGGGGGCUGUGGGCGCUCCGGCCACACGACUCCACGCAGCUGCUCACGGGCCGCGCCUUCCGGGGCGCCACCGUGGGCCUGGCGCCUGUCGAGGGCAUGUGCCACUUGGAGAGCUCAGGAGGCGUGAGCACGGACCACUCGGUGCUCCCCAUUGGCGCUGCAGCCACCAUGGCCCACGAGAUAGGCCACAGCCUUGGCCUCAGCCACGAUCCCGACGGCUGCUGCGUGGAGGCUGUGGCAGAGCAAGGCGGCUGCGUCAUGGCAGCGGCCAUGGGGCGCCCGUUUCCGCGAGUGUUCAGCGCCUGCAGCCGUCGCCAGCUGCGGGCCUUCUUCCGCAAGGGAGGCGGCACAUGCCUCUUCAACGCCCCGGACCCCUGGCUCCCGGUGCCGCAGGCUCGCUGCGGGAACGGCUUCGUGGAGCGGGGCGAGGAGUGCGACUGCGGCGCUUUCCAGGAGUGCCCGGACCCCUGCUGCCUCGCCCACAACUGUUCCCUGCGCGCUGGGGCCCAGUGCGCCCAAGGGGACUGCUGCGCGCGCUGCCUGCUGAAGCCGGCAGGCGCACCCUGCCGCCGGGCCGCGGGCGAGUGUGACCUCCCUGAGUUCUGCACGGGCGCCUCCCCGCAUUGUCCCCCAGACGUUUACGUACUGGAUGGCUCGCCCUGCGCCAGGGGCCGCGGCUACUGCCGGGACGGCGCAUGCCCCACGCUCGAGCAGCAGUGCCAGCAGCUCUGGGGGCCUGGCUCCCGCCCAGCCCCGGAGGCCUGUUUCCAGGUCGUGAACUCCGCGGGAGACGCCCACGGGAACUGUGGCCAGGAUAGCCAGGGCCGGUUUGUGCCUUGCGCACAGAGGGAUGCGCAGUGUGGGAAGCUGCAGUGCCAGGGCGGGGAGCAGCGCCCGCGCGUGCCACAGGCAGUGCCUGUGGACUCCACCAUCAGCUUAGACAGCCAUGAGAUGACCUGCAGGGGAGCUUUUGCGCCCUCCACGGCCCAGCUGGACCUGCUUGACUUGGGCCUAGUAGAGAUGGGCACCCAGUGUGGAUCUAGAAUGGUGUGCCAGGACAGGCGCUGCCAGAAUGCCACCUUCCAGGAGCUGGAGCAUUGCCUAGCAGCAUGCCAUGCCCAUGGGGUUUGCAAUAGUAAUUACAACUGUCACUGUGCUCCGGGCUGGGCACCGCCCUCCUGCAAGGAGCCAGGAUUUGGAGGUAGCAUAGACAGUGGCCCUGUGCAGCCUGAAAACCACAAUGCCUUCCCGAUGGCCACGAUCCUGAGCUUCCUGCUGCCCCUGCUCCCCGGGGCCGGCCUGGCCUGGUGCUGCUACGGGCGCCCGGGAUCCUGUCUCCAGCAGCACCUCUGGGGCUGGAGGAGAGGUCCUGCUCUCAGUGGGCCCAAAGCUGGCCCACGCAGGGACUACCCACUGGGCAGCGUUCACCCCAUAGAGCUGGGCCCGACAGCCACUGGAGUGCCCCGGCCCCUGGGUGAAACUCUGCCACAGCCCAACAGCCACCCUGAGAAGCCUGUGGCCUGUAGCCCUGCCUGCACCCCCAAGGAGGUCCCCAGCCGUCCAGCGAGGAGAGAGCGCAGGAGCGAGCCGUCGUCUCCGUUCGCCCUCGGCAUGGCCCACUGCCUAGGACUCACGCUGCUGCUGCUGCUGUUGGGGCUGCGCGACGCCGUACCGCCGCCUCCGCCUUCGUCCCCCAUCCCAAAGGGUGGAGGCCAGGAGGAAUCCGGCGUCCAGAUGGGACGGGACAGGGUAGAUAAGGGGUUAGGCUCGCGAGAAGGAGCAUCAGCAGGGGCUGAGGAAGAGAGGCGCAGGGGUCAGGAGGAGGCCCACGAAAAGGCCAGGGAGGUAGGAGAACCAGCAAUCUAUAGACCCACCCAAAGGGCCUGUGCUGGGGAGAAAGAGGGUGGGUCAGGCAUCCCAGAGCGUUACGAAGAGGAAGAGGACGAGGAGCGGCCACUGUCCUCGGAGCCACUUCUGAUAAGUUUCCAUUAG
Trichechus manatus latirostris (Florida manatee) is the source of this 2847-nucleotide messenger RNA. RefSeq names its product ADAM metallopeptidase domain 33 (gene ADAM33). The record is from RefSeq and is a predicted model, not a curated record. The transcript is spliced from 25 exons. The coding region runs from base 1 to 2847 and encodes 948 amino acids. Gene Ontology annotation, biological process: proteolysis. NCBI's taxonomy places the organism in Eukaryota, Metazoa, Chordata, Mammalia, Sirenia, Trichechidae. Gene Ontology annotation, molecular function: metalloendopeptidase activity.